This is a messenger RNA of Rhinocladiella mackenziei CBS 650.93, 1653 nucleotides long. RefSeq lists its product as uncharacterized. The coding region runs from base 1 to 1653 and encodes 550 amino acids. Gene Ontology annotation, molecular function: small GTPase binding. The record is from RefSeq and is a predicted model, not a curated record. Gene Ontology annotation, cellular component: Golgi apparatus. Lineage: Eukaryota; Fungi; Ascomycota; Eurotiomycetes; Chaetothyriales; Herpotrichiellaceae. The transcript has 4 exons. Gene Ontology annotation, biological process: Golgi organization; endoplasmic reticulum to Golgi vesicle-mediated transport.
AUGUCUUCGAUGCCUCAGGGAGACCAAAUAUCAAAGAAGAAGAAAAAGUUCAAAAAGAAAGCCAACUCUGCGCAGGCCGCAACAUCAGACACCCCUACAACGCCCGUCGAGCCUCAAAAGGGUGCCGAUACGCCAGAUGCGAAAGAUGGAGCAGAAAGCGACGGCUCAGAACCUGAAGACGAGUCCACGUCACCUGUCGAGACCGAGACGGAAACACCGAAGGAGUUAAAUCCAUCGAAAUUGUCCAACGGGGUCACCAAUGCUCCCACCAACAGCAAUGAUGCUACAGCACGCUUCGACGCACUUGUCAAAGACCGUGAGGCCCUCCGCCUCGAAGUGACUCAACUGCGUCAAUCGCUAGAGGAAAUACAGUCUAAACAUACGGCCGAGGUUGAAGCAUUGCGAGGAGAGCUCACAGAUACACAGACGGAAAAGGAAAACGCAGAGGAACAAUAUCAAUCCCUGCUGGGGAGGGUGAAUACUAUUCGCUCGCAGUUAGGGGAGCGAUUGAAGGCCGACGCGGAAGACCUAGCUCAAGCGAGAACGCGGAUCGAAGAACUGGAAGAACAGAAAUCAGAGCUACAAGAACGCUACGUUGCGCGCUCUGCCGAAGUCGAGGAGCUGAACGCCAAGAAUCAAGAGCUCACUGCAAAGUCAGUGGAGCAGUCAAAAGAGCUAUCCAGUCUUCGGAACCGAAUGACCCUUUCGCAACAAAAUUGGCUGAAGGAAAAAGAAGAACUUGUCGACCAAGAAGCAUAUAUCCGCGAGGAAUUCGAGAAUGCGAAACAGGCCAUGCAUGAUUGGGAAGUUUUGGCAAUGGAAGAGAGAACCAUUCGAAGAGACUUGACCGAUCGAAAUGCCGAUCUGGAAGAACAGGUUUCAAGUUUGAAAGAAGCUUAUGAAAAAGCAGCGAGCGAGCGGGAUAGUCAGUCGAGCACCGUGGACGGAUUGCAGAAAGCUCUACAGGAAAUCCAAACCGUCAGGAAACAAGAACUGAAGGAACUGGUCGAGACAAACCACAGUGAGCAAGAAGCACUGCGAAAACAGUUGCAAGAUCUUCAAUCCAAUCACGAGUCCACGGUAUCGGAGUUGGAGCAAACAAAGAAAGAAUUGGAACGGGCGCUCCCAUUCGAGAAGGAGGUCAAAGAAAAGAACCUCUUGAUUGGCAAGUUGCGGCACGAAGCCGUGAUUCUGAAUGAUCAUUUGACCAAAGCAUUGCGAUUCCUCAAGAAAGGGAAACCAGAGGAUAAUGUUGACAGACACAUCGUGACAAACCACUUUCUUCAUUUCCUAGCCCUCGAUCGUUCCGACCCCAAGAAAUUCCAAGUCCUCCAGCUCAUUGCAGCCCUACUAGGAUGGACGGACGAACAACGCGAACAAGCCGGCCUCGCUCGACCUGGCACCGGAAGUUCAACCUCGAAUAAUUCUCUCCGACUUCCGGGAUCACCACUUGUUCACCGCACACCCAGUACCCCCGCCUUACACCACAAUGAGUUCUUUGGAGCCGACAGCGCCGCAAGUCCAACCAGCAGGGAAACGUUGGCUGAGCUGUGGCAGAACUUCUUGGAGCAGGAAGCGGGAGCGAAUGUGACGACGAGAUCGGGUAAAUCCAGGCAAGGAAGUCAAAGUACUAUCCCCCCAACCCCGAAAUGA